Myzus persicae (green peach aphid) is the source of this 491-nucleotide messenger RNA. Its product is annotated as piggyBac transposable element-derived protein 5-like. The record is from RefSeq and is a predicted model, not a curated record. Lineage: Eukaryota; Metazoa; Arthropoda; Insecta; Hemiptera; Aphididae. The annotation marks the transcript as partial. The transcript is spliced from 3 exons.
AUGGAAGAAAUUAUUGAAAAUUGGUUAAAUGACAGUGAUGCGGAACUUAUAAGCGACAGUGAUGAGGAAGAAGUUGAUGAUUCAGACAAAGAUCCUGAUUGGAAUGAUGGUGAAAAUUAUGAAGAUAUCGACAUUAUGGAAACAAUGACGGAUUGUUUGCCCAUUGAUUUUUAUGGUUUAUUUCUUGAUGAAGAAAUUUUAGACUUUUUACUAAUAGAAACAAACCGAUAUGCCUCGCAAUCUCUUCGUAACCGUAAAUUGAAGGCAUAUUCUCGAUUAAAAAAAUGGACCCCGAUCGAUCGUACAGAAAUGAGGAAUUUUCUGGGCCUUGUUAUGUGGAUGGGAUUGGUAAAUAUGCCCAGUUUAGUUGAUUAUUGGCGGAAAGAUAUAUUGUAUGCGAAUAAAGUUACAGAAGUAAUGAGUAGAAAUAGAUUUGAGUUAAUUUUAAGUAUGUUUCAUUGCUCAAACAACGAAAAACCAGAACAUGGAAG